AGAGUUCAUGUCAGCGAGGGUGCCCUCAGAGAAGGUAGCCACCUCGACGCAUGAGAGAGAACUCUACGCUCUCAGGCAGGCUUUAGAACACUGGAAGCAUUACCUGCUUGGCAGACACUUCAAAGUAUAUUCAGACCACAAGAUUCUUAGGUGGCUGAAAACGCAGGCCAAGAUGACACCUAAGCUAACUAGGUGGGCCGCUGAAAUAGACCAGUAUGACUUUGAGCUCAAGCGUGUCAAAGGCAAGUACAAUGUAGUUGUGGAUGCUCUAAGCAGGAGAUCAGACUACUUUGGAGCUAUAGUUCAUUAUCUGGAUAUAGGGAGAGACCUGCAAGAGAAAGUACGACAGGCGUAUGCGCAGGACCCUACUUAUAGUGACCUUCUCAAGAAAGUUAAGGAGGCCCCAGAGACUGAACCCGAUUACCGCACUACAGAGGGAUUAUUGUUCGAGAAGACCAAUGUAGUAGACUAUCUAUGCGUUCCUAACAGUGAGGAGAUUCGUAGUUUGGUCUUGGGGGAAUGCCACGACACCGAGGGACAUUUUAGUUGGCAGAAGAUUUUAGCCAACUUAAUGCACGCGUAUACUUGGCCAGGGAUGAAGGCCGACUGUAUAGACAACAGCAACCCGAUGGACGCCGAGAAGACCAAUGAGGACAUAGCCAUGAUGAUUGCACAGCUCAUCGCAACGUUCAAUUGGCAGCAGCAGGCGCUGCAGCUCUUGGCACGGGUGAUUGAUAGCAACCGGGACCAGCAAGAUGACACCAACCGUGGCUGUCAUACCCGCAUCAGAGACCUGGAGAACUUGGACGCCGCCACACCAGGCAGCGAACUUCGUACCCACCAGCUGUCAACACGACAGCUGGAGCAGCGGACCGACCAUGUGGUUGCCACAAUCGGCAACCUUGGCAUGUACGCAGAACCAGCAAUGAUCAGUCAACAGAUUGCGUCGUUGACAAGCGGUCUCCAUACACUGCAGCAGCAACCAUCAGGUAGCAGAAACCAGGGUCCGUACAAGCUGUCAAACUUCAACAUUGAGAAGUUCGAUGACUACACCAAGCAAGACCCGCUUGCAUGGUGGCAAGGCUUUACCACAGAAUUAAGUUUCCGCGACGUCCCUGAACACCUUAGCUUGCGGCACUCUAUCUCAACGCCACAGGUGCCCUUCCACUUCACUGACGAAGUCCGGAGUUCGUUCCACAAGCGUAAGACGGCGAUGCUCAUGGCUCCCGUUGUGAGCAUCUACGACCCCACUUUGCCCACAAGAGUGACUACGGUCGCUUCCAGUUACGGCAUUGGUGCAGUCUUGGAACAGCACGACGGUGUAGAUUGGCACCCAAUUGACUACUUCGACCAAAAGACGGAUGGUCAGACGGAACGAGCGCACCAGACCGCUCAGAUGAUGUUGCGUACGCUCAUCCGUCCUGACCAGAAAGAUUGGGUUGACCGGCUUCCCGACAUCGAGUUCGCCUAUAAUACUUCGGUGCACCCGACGAUCUGCGUCACACUAUUCGAGUUACAUCAUGGUGGAGAGAAAGCACGGAUCUUCGCUGAUCUCCUUUUGCCACAGGUUGCCGACAUAGACGUCCCUUGCUCUCCCGCUUCCGUCCGGAAGUACCGGGACUUGCUGAUCAAAGCCCGCACAAAUAUGCAAAAGGCUCAGAUCCGCAUGCAGCAGCAAGCUAACCGACGUCGACUUCCAUGUCCUUUCCGCGAGGGAGACCUUGUUUGGGUCCUCUCCGAGGAAUUCGCGCUCGAGCAGGAUGUUUCGYGCAAACUCCUUCCGAAAUGGUUCGGACCAUGGGAAGUCACUUCUGUCGUUGGAGACGACCCCGCAGGUCCUUCCUUCGUGAUCAACAUUCCACCGCACCUGACAGUGCAUCGGGUCUUCCACGCAUCGAAGCUGGCCAUCUACACGCCACCUUCAGCUGACGAGUUCCCUCGACGUCGACCACAGGAUCCGCCUUCUAUGGACGGACAUCAGGAAGUUGACCGAGUCAUCACGCACCGCAAGUACGGCAACAAGCCAAGGCAGUACAAAGUCACAUUCAAGCAAUGUGCGCCUGAUGACACUCGGUGGAUCUCCAUUACAGAUUUGCAGACUUCUGCACCCCUCAUCUUCGCCGACUAUGAGAAGCGACGCCUUGCUAAGGACGCAGCUCGACACGGCAGCAGUGCCACGUCAGCAACCAGUCACCGCAGCAGCAGAUCACAUCAGUGCAUGGUGCUCACCCUCUCAAAGACAAGCGGCAUGGAGCAGCAGCCAGGCGAGACUACCGAGGCCUAUGAGACCCGCAUGCUGGACAUGGUCGCAGACUUCAAGCAACAGGCAACUGCGGCAACAUCCACACUUAAGAAGGAAGAUGAGGAAGCAGAGGAACAGCAUCGCCUCGCUGAACAACAGCGACAAGAGGACGCUGAGGCAGCAAGGAAGGCCGCAGACGAACGCCGUCGACUACGCCGAGAGAAAAUCCUCGAAUGCGAGGGGGACAUUGAGGUGAUCGCCGGGGAAUGGGCAGUGGCUGCUGAAGAGGAGGGUGCCCCCCCUGCUGUGCGUGGCCUUGCAACCACAAUCGAACACGUGAGGGACUUGGUUGCCACCUGUGCAGCACAGCAAGAGGACAUCCUCUGCGUGGACACCCUGGUUUGGAAGCAGGCUCGAAUUAUCGACGAACUGCUUGACCGGGUACGCCGGCUGGAACAGCAGCCUACAACAGCCACCCCUGCCGGACCCUCCAACUUGACGGACCGCGUCAAUGUCUUGGAAAUCAACGUCGAGACUCUCAAGGACGGCGCUCUAGCGACAAAUCAGCGGAUUGACCAGCAGAUUUGUGCCACCGCAGCCAGUCCGAUCGCGACUACUCGCGAGAGCAUCCCAAAGUUUGACGGCCUGCCGAUCUUCUGUGAUGCAACGAAGACAGACCUGAUCCCAUGGUGGCGCCAGUUCGAGUUGAAGUUGGACAUACACCAUGUCAUCAACCCGAACCGGCACGCAUACUUAUACUCCCGCUCAGGGGGCGCGUGCCAGGCAUGGCUAGACAACACGUUGUCCACGCACAACGUCGCAGUCUCCGAGCUGCAUACGAAGGUCAGCUGGGCUGAUCUCAAUGCAGCAUGGCAUAAGCGGUUCCAAGUGGAGUCGCCCGAGCUUCAGACGGCCGAGAAACUACAACGGUUCUAUCAGAACGACCUGCCAAGCAUGGACUGGAUUACCGAGAAGCCAAACCCGACGAGGAUCAAGUUGGCGGACGGUCGGACACAACAACUCCUCGAUCACUGCAUUAAGGUUGUGCUGGUUUAUUUCGCACCUCAUGCAUGCGAACCGGUGACGUUUGACGUCUUAGACACGGACUUCGACAUUAUUUUGGGGAUGCCUUGGCGUGCCAGUGCGAAUCACACGGUCAACUUCCAUCAGCGGACACUUACCGUUCGCGACGCCUUCGGCGCCGAGGUGCCGUGUACCAUUCCUCUUCCGCACUCCUCGAUCCGGUGCCAAGUUAUAACGGCCAAGUCUUUUCGGGCCACUUGCGCUUACGAGCGGACCAACGAGAUAGGCCUAUGUUUUCUACGAGCUGCCGCGACGACAAAAUCUUCACCUACGGACUUGUCUUCGGACCCCCAAGUGGUGCGGCUGCUCGACGAGUUCACCGACAUCUUCGAGUCUCCUACCGGUGUGGUGCCGGAUCGACCGAUCUCCCACGAGAUCAUUCUUGAGGUCAGUGUCGUGCCGCCAAAACGAUGCAUCUAUAGCAUGAGCGAGGAAGAGCGCGAGGUUCUCCGCGCGCAACUCGAUGAUCUGUUGGAGAAGGGCUGGAUCCGCCCUAGUAGCUCACCAUACGGUGCACCAAUUCUCUUCGUACGGAAGAAGAACAAGGAUCUUUGCUUGUGCAUCGACUACCGCAAGCUCAACGCACAAACUGUCAAGAAUGCGGGACCUCUUCCGCGGAUUGACGACCUUCUUGAGCGUUUAGGCGGUGCAAAAUUCUUCUUGAAGUUGGACUUGAAGUCGGGCUAUCACCAGAUCUCGAUACACCCGCAAGAUUGCUACAAAUCCGCGUUCACGACACGGUACGGACAUUUUGAGUGGAUCGUUAUGCCUUUUGGCCUCACCAAUGCCCCGGCGACCUUUCAAGCGGCAAUGACCAACGAGUUUCGUGCGAUGUUGGACCGGUUCGUACUAGUCUACUUAGACGACAUUCUCGUUUAUAGCCGGACAUUUGAGGAUCAUCUUGAGCACCUUCAACGAGUGUUGGAGACGCUCCGUCGUGCCAAGUACGAAGCCAACCGCGACAAAGGCGACGGGGGCAAUUCUGAGUGUUCAUUUUUUAGGAGAAAGAUCAUGGAAGGAAGUGUUCAAAAGUACAAGCCGGUAGGGAAGAAAGCAAAACCGGUCUCGAUCCUGCUAGAGACAUCAAAGGAAGAGGCUAUGGAGAAGGAGGAAGAGGUCCUUCGAGUGAUCCGAGAAAGAACGGCGAUGGAGGGACGUCGGAUACCAGAUGAGGUAGCUGACACAAUGAAGAUAGGGAUAGACGGGUUCUUAACGGAAGAAGAAACCCGCCUGAUCAAAAGCACCUGCCAAAAGUUUCACCUGGCAUUUGCCUUUAGUGAUCACCAGAAGGGACGGCUGAAUGCGAAGUUGAUCCCUCCGGUCAGAAUCCACACGGUAGAACAUGAGUGCUGGAAUGACAAGGGGCCAUCCUAUGAAUUUGGGAUAGUAGGAGAAGUAACAGACCUCCUCCGAGCAAAGAUGGACUCCUUCGUUGCGGAGCCUACGGCAUCGCCAUACGCAAAUCGGUGGUUCGUCUUUCGGAAGCAUAACAAGACACUAAGGCGGAUUCAGGACCUGCAGAAGUUGAAUGCGGUAACCAUCCGGGAUGCUGGCUCGCUACCUCAGGCUGACUUAUUAGCGGAAUCAUACGCCGGGCGGAGCAUUUACUUCCUGAUAGAUCUGUACUCAGGGUACGACCAGCUUCCGUUGGAUGUUUGGGACAGACCAUACACCGCUAUGCACACCCCCGUAGGCCAACUACAGAUGCAAGUGACCCCUAUGGGAUUCACAAACGUGGUGGCCGAAGCGCAACGCAGGAUGCUCGCCGUGGCCGGGGACAUGUUCCCAGAAAAAUGUGAGCCUUACAUCGAUGACAAUCCGAUCAAAGGCGCGCAGGAGAAGGACGAGACGCAAGUCCAACCAGGGAUCCGACUUUUUGUGUGGGACCACCUGCAGGACAUCGAGGACUUACUCCGCCGGUUCCUAGUAUACAACAUUACGGCUAGUGGAGUGAAGAGUAUUAUAGCAGAAGUCAGAUCCGACAAAAACCGAAAAGAUAUAACAGUGGCCGACACCGCUGCGCACGACGACGGAGGUAAGGGCAUUCUUAGGCGUAGUCGGUUUUGGAGGAUCUUCAUUAAGAACUUUGCCAAGAUUGUUGAGCCUCUCGAGUCUAUGAUCAGGGAAGAAGGAACCAUGGAUUCGACGGAGGAGCGAGAAGAAGCUGUCCAAAGGCUCAAGGACAUAUUGACAUCUGAGACAAUCGCCCUGUCCGCACCUUGUUUUAAUGACGAAGUGGGACGACCCUUCAUCCUAGAGACGGAUGGAGGACCUUUGGCCGUAGGAGGUGUGUUGAUUCAAAGGGAUGAGGGAGGAAAAAAGAGGCCGAUUAGGUUCGAGAGUAGAACCUUGAACUCCGCAGAACGGCGGUACUCGCAAUUCAAGAAGGAAGUCCUAGCCAUCCUGCAUUGCCUUAAGACCUUCCAGGCCUACCUAUUUGGGAGGCGGUUCAUCUUAAGGAUCGAUCCGACGAAUGUCAAAGGGACUCUAAAGAAUUACAGGCCUAUAGAUCCGACGGUAAGGAGAUGGGUAGGAUUCAUCUGGCAGUUCGAUUACAAGAUCGAACGGAUUGCUGGAAUUCGCAACAAGGCAGAUGGGCUGAGUCAGGAAGGAAAGGAUGGGGGCAAGGAAGGGUCUACAAGAAAAGAGGAGAUGGAGUUCGGUGACGAAAAUGACAGCGGAGCAAUCAACAGACCUGCCGGAGGGGAGGGAGCAGGACCAAGCCAAGGGAGGAGAGCGGCAAAGAGAAAGUUGUAUAUAGGACUCAUGGGUGGCCCAGUGGUAGGCAGGGGAGAAAGGAAAUGCUUGUGUAGGAAACCCUCACCCCUCCGCGAGGGAGAAGGUAUAGAAAUCUCUUCUGAUAGUGAGGGAGGGAAGAAAAAGGCAGAAGUGGAGGAAGGAGGCAAUGCAGAGAUGGGAAAUAAGGUUCAGGUCUCUGACGAGGAAGGAGUCAACAGGGGCAAGCGACGUGAGACUUGGCAUGAGGAAAGCGAGGGGGGACAAAACAUGCGCGACGAUUAUGAGGAGGGUGAGGAAAGAAGGGAGAGCCCGCUUGAAGGACGAAGCGACCACGACAGUUGCGAGGGGUAUGAGACGGGGACAGGGAUUCCUUUUACCUACGAUCCAAAGAACCUUGCAGGUGGGUAUAGCCCCAUACAGACAGAAGACGAGAAGGACGAGAAGGAGGAUGUGCGAGAAGUCAUAGAAAUCAGGAGCGGGGAUGAGAGGGAUGAGAUCUCGAGGCCUAAGGAAGAGGGGCGGCCUCCGAUGCACCAGCCGGGCGACGGGGCUUUCAGAUGGGAGGACGAGUUUGGGCCGACGCCCAGUCAUUGGUUUCAGCAAUGGACCAAUGUGAUCAGACACGAAUGGAUUAUCAACACUCGGGAACUUGCAAGGGCAGGGGUGGAACCCACACCACUGGAUUUUUUCAACGAGGCAGAGUUACAGAAGUAAGGAUGAAAAGAGAAAUCGAGACCUACGGCCUGGGGGUUAGAAAGUUUGCCGAGGAACGGGGUGGACAAGGGACUGGGCAAGACGAGGCGCAAGGCAGCAAUAGGAACUAGGUGUUGACUUAGCAUUGAAAAUGAUCGCUGCUUUUCUGUCUGCGGAGACAUGAAAAUGACGAGAACGUGUACAGUAUGGGCAAGCUUGCUAAGGAUGAAGUGAAAAGAGGGUCAGCUAAGGCUGUGUCACGAUAAGAUAGAAGAUAGUUUUUUAGGCUACUUUUUGGAUGAGCUACCUUGGGUACGUAAGACAAAGACAUGGGAUUUGGGAUGAGACCAGUUGGGAGAGGGUGUAUUGUGAAUUCUGGAUGGAAUAAAGAUUAUGCUUUUGA
Molecule: messenger RNA, 7160 nt
Organism: Chara braunii
Lineage: Eukaryota; Viridiplantae; Streptophyta; Charophyceae; Charales; Characeae
Source: the annotation of a GenBank genome assembly